Messenger RNA from Vicia faba (fava bean), 1245 nucleotides. The record is from the annotation of a GenBank genome assembly. NCBI's taxonomy places the organism in Eukaryota, Viridiplantae, Streptophyta, Magnoliopsida, Fabales, Fabaceae.
AUGGCUUAUCACAACCAACAUCUUUCACAAGAGAUGCCAAUCCACCAUUUCACAGACCAAUCUAACAACAACACUUUUCGUUCCAUUUUACCAGACUCCCCCGACCCUAACUCCAAACAUGAUUCCGACCCAAACCAACUCCAAACCACACCUAAUUGGCUCAACAACGCCAUCCUUCGUACCCACUACACCGACAACAAUAACAACCACAACAACAACAACGACGUUAACAACGACAACACCACCAACGAUAACGGUAACGGAGCUUCUAAUUUCCUUAACCUCCAAACCGCUUCCGACUCCGGCCAAUGGCUUUCCCGCUCGAUUCUCCACCGGCACCACGGUGAAGUCAUCGACGAUGUUACUGCUGUCGGCGACGUACACGAUUUAGAUGAUCUGAAAGGCGAUGUUGGAGGUGGUAAAGGAGACUGGCAGACGGGGAGAUGGAAGGCGGAGAUUAUGUCGCACCCGUUGUAUGAACAGUUGUUGUCGGCACAUGUUGCGUGUUUGAGGAUUGCGACGCCGGUGGACCAGUUGCCGAGGAUUGAUGCUCAGCUGGCACAGUCUCAGAAUGUGGUCGAGAAAUACUCCGCGUUCGGACAGAACAUCGUCGGCGUAGAAGACAAAGAACUCGACCACUUCAUGUCGCACUAUGUUUUAUUGCUGUGUUCCUUCAAAGAACAAUUGCAACAACAUGUCCGUGUCCAUGCCAUGGAAGCAGUAAUGGCUUGUUGGGAGAUAGAACAAUCCUUACAAAGUCUAACAGGAGUUUCACCUGGAGAAGGUACUGGAGCAACAAUGUCUGACGACGAAGAUGAACAAGUAGAUAGUGAAGCAAAUAUGUUUGAUGGUAGUUUUGAUGGUGGCGGAGAUAACAUGGGAUUUGGCCCUCUUAUACCAACAGAGAACGAAAGGUCUCUAAUGGAGCGCGUAAGGCAAGAGCUAAAGCAUGAACUGAAACAUGGUUACAAGGAGAAAAUUGUCGACAUAAGAGAGGAAAUUUUACGCAAGAGACGAGCCGGGAAACUUCCCGGUGACACAACCUCCGUCCUUAAGGCUUGGUGGCAAUCACAUUCUAAAUGGCCUUAUCCUACGGAGGAAGAUAAGGCAAGGUUGGUGCAAGAAACUGGACUACAAUUAAAGCAGAUUAAUAACUGGUUUAUCAAUCAAAGGAAGAGAAAUUGGCACAGCAAUCCUUCAACUUCUACUGUCUUGAAGAGCAAGCGCAAAAGGUCUCAAAACUAG